Molecule: messenger RNA, 7506 nt
Organism: Entelurus aequoreus (snake pipefish)
Lineage: Eukaryota; Metazoa; Chordata; Actinopteri; Syngnathiformes; Syngnathidae
Gene: fn1b
Product: fibronectin 1b
Exons: 45
Coding region: 90-7181 (2363 amino acids)
Biological process (GO): nervous system development; cell-substrate junction assembly; heart development
Cellular component (GO): extracellular region
Molecular function (GO): proteoglycan binding; integrin binding
Source: RefSeq, a predicted model, not a curated record
CAGCCUGCUCAUCCUGGCACUCUGUUGGUGCUGCAACACCCGCCUGGAAGAAGUAGAUUGUCCAAGUCAUCUUUGUCUCCUCGGCCAAGAUGUUUGUGGACACACUCGGGAGGUUGCUGGUGCUACUGUGUGUGUGCUGCACCGUGCACUGCUUGCCCAAGAGCAAGAGGCAGAGUGGACAGUACCAGAUGUACCCUGACCUCUACCAACCUCAACCUCUUUCCCCAGCCGGCUGCGAGGAAAACGGCCGCUCGUUCCGAGAGAACGAGCAGUGGGAGAAACCUUACCGUGGCAGCAUCCUGCUGUGCACCUGCCAGGGAGCCGCUGGCAUCAAGUGUAAAAGCAAGCCAGAAGUGGAGGAGUCUUGUCAUGACAAGUACAAUGACCGGACGUACCGCGUCGGAGAGACCUACGAGAGACCCAAAGACGGCAUGAUGUGGGACUGCACGUGUAUCGGCUCUGGUCGGGGGAAGAUCAGCUGCACCAUAGCAAAUCGCUGCCAUGAAGGUGGGAGGUCCUACAAGAUCGGGGACACGUGGCAGAGACCACAUGACACUGAGGACUACAUGCUGGAGUGUGUGUGUCUGGGGAAUGGCAAGGGAGAGUGGACCUGCAAGCCCGUAGCUGAGCGUUGCUACGACAACAACGCAGCAUCAUCAUACGUGGUGGGAGAGACCUGGGAGAAACCCUACCAAGGCUGGAUGAUGCUAGACUGCACUUGUCUCGGAGAGGGAAAUGGGCGUAUCACCUGCACCUCAAGGAACCGCUGCAAUGACCAGGAAACCAAAAAGUCCUACCGCAUCGGUGACACAUGGUCCAAGACUGACACCAACGGGAACGCCCUGCAGUGUUUGUGUUUGGGAAACGGUCGCGGCGAGUGGAAGUGCGACCGCCACAGCUCCGGCCAGGGCACAGGUUCUGUGGUGGUGACCCACCUCCAACCUCAACCGCAGCCCGAGCUUACUAUCGAAGGAACCUGCCGCACCGACUCUGGAGCCACCUACUUUGACGGACAGCGCUGGAUCCGAAACCAGGGCAGCACGCAGAUGCUGUGUACUUGUCUGGGCAACGGCGUCAGCUGCCAGGAGUGGGAGGCCAGGAGCCAAGUGUACAGUGGCAACUCCAACGGGCUGCCCUGUGUUUUCCCAUUUGUUUACAACGGGAAGACCCACUACUCCUGCACCUCAGACGGACGCACAGACGGGCAGCUGUGGUGCUCCACCACCUCCGACUACGAGCGAGACCAGCAGUACUCCUUCUGUACCGAGAAGAACGCCAUCGUGGCCACACGAGGAGGAAACUCCUUUGGCGCCCUUUGCCACUUCCCUUACCUGUACAGCGGCCGCAACUACACCGACUGCACGUCUGACGGCCGCCGUGACAGCAUGAGGUGGUGUGGCACCACCUACAACUAUGAUGCCGACCAACACUAUGGAUUCUGCCCCAUGGCUGCUCAGGAGGAGGUGUGCACCACCAACGACGGCGUCAUGCACCGCGUGGGAGACAAGUGGGACAAGCGCCAUGACGUCAUGGGUCACAUGAUGGAGUGCACGUGCCUGGGCAGCGGCCGCGGCGAGUGGAACUGCGUCGCCCACUCACAGCUGCGAGACCAGUGCAUCGUGGACAGUCUGACCUACGAGGUCAACCAGCAGUUCUCCAAGAGCCACGAUGAAGGCUACAUGAUGAACUGCACCUGCUACGGACAGGGACGUGGACGCUGGAAGUGCGACGCCAUCGAUCAGUGUCAGGAGCCUCAGACCAGAGCCUACUACCAGAUCGGAGAGACCUGGGACAAAAUUAUCCACAGCGUCCAGUACCGCUGUUAUUGCUAUGGCAACGGGAUCGGAGAAAUGAGAUGUGAUCCCCAGCAGACUCAACAAGGCGCCCACCGGCCGGUCCAGGUCAUCAUCACGGAGGCGGGCAAGCAGCCAGACUCCCACCCCAUCCAGUGGGACCCCCCCUCCUCGGUGCACAUCACGCAGUACAUCCUCAAAUGGAAAAUUAAAAAUUCCCGCGGCCCCUGGAGGGAGGCGGUGGUUCCCGGACACCUGAACUCCUACACCAUCAGUGGUCUGCGUCCCGGCGUCACCUACGAGGGUCAGCUGAUCAGCAUCUUGCAGUACGGACAGCGGGAGGUCACGCGCUUCGACUUCACCACCAACCAAGGUUCAUUGGAGACAUCCGAGGGAGAGACCACCCAACUUCCUCCUCUGGUGGACACCUCCGAGUCGGUGACAGAAAUCACCUCCAACAGCUUCGUGGUGUCCUGGACCUCGGCCUCGUCCACCAUCUCCGGCUUCAGGGUGGAGUACGAGCUCAGCGAGCAGGGCGCAAAGCGGAAAGUUCUGGAUGUUCCUCGGACUUCCACUUCCGUCACCAUCGGCGACCUCCUGCCAGGGCGCAGGUACAACGUUAACGUCUACGAGCUGCCAGACGACGGUGACGCCACCCUCAUCCUGUCCACAUCACAGACUACAGCUCCUGACACUCCUGCUCAGCACACCAUUGACGACGUGGGAGAGACGUCAAUCCGCAUCAGAUGGUCCAGACCUGAAGCUCCUAUCACUGGUUACCGUGUGGUGUACGCGCCUUCACUGGAGGGCAGCAGCACGGAGCUCAGCCUGCCCGACUCGGAGACCUCGGUGACCCUGGUUGACCUUUACCCUGGCGUCCUGUACAACAUCAGCAUCUUCGCCGUAGAGGAGAACCAGGAGAGCGAGCCGGUAUUUUUCCAGGUCAGCACAGCUGGAUCUGCUCAACCAGAGGAAGUGGCGUCGCCCACAGACCUGCAGUUCUACGAGGUGACCGACGUGAAGAUCACCAUCACCUGGAACGGCCCCCCCAGCGAGGUGACGGGCUACCGGGUCACCUUCUCCCCCCUGGGUCCGGACGGCACGGAGAUCCGCCCCCUCCAGCUGCCCGUGUCGGCCAACGCCUUCGCCGACAUCACCCACCUGCAGCCCGGCACUCUGUACCGCUUCUACGUCUACGCCGUCAACGGCGGCGUGGAGAGCGAGCCGCUGGUGGGGCAGAUGUCCACCAAACCGGACGCUCCCACCAACGUGCACUUCACUGACAUCGGGCCGGACAGCGCUCUGGUCAUGUGGGAGGCUCCUCACGCGGCGGUGUCGGGGUAUCGCCUCUUCUUGAGCGUGCAGGGCGCCAACCCCGUGGAGAAGAGAAUCCCGGGCGGCGUCACCGAAUACCCUCUGAGGAACCUGCGCCCGGAAACCGAUUACACCGCCGUCCUGCACUCUGAGCUGGACAAUGUGCUGAGUGAGGCCGUCACCACGUACUUCACCACAGCGCCACAAAUGGGAAACGCACCUGCUUUCAGCUCCGAGGUCACUGACACGGCCAUCAUCAUCACCUGGAUACCUGUCCGCAGGUUUAGCUACAAGCUGUCGGUGCUCCCCAGCCAGGAAGGCGAGUCUCCCAAACACAAGACCUCAGACUCCGGACGCGUUUCUGUCACGGGUUUGAUUCCUGGAACACAGUACACCUACAAGGUGCAGCCCAUGUUCAACGGGCGGCCCCGCGGGAACCCAAUCACUCGCAACGCCGUCACUGCUUUGUCCCCGCCCACUGACCUGAGAGUCCAGUCCAACUCUGACACAGGAGAUCUCAUCGUCCACUGGAGCCCCUCCAAGACCCCAGACAUCACCGACUACAAGGUGUCCAGCACGCCCACUAGUGGCCAGAAGGGGAACAGCAUCGAGGAGUUUGUGCGCGCUGACCAGACCUCCUGCAUGCUGGAGAACCUCAACCUGGGCGUGGAGUACAACAUCAGUGUCUACGCCGUCAAGGGCAACCUGGAGAGUGAGCCCAUGUCCACCAUCAUCACCCCAGUCAUUCCAGCGCCCACCAACCUGCACUUUGGAGGGGUGGGCCCCGACCACAUCAGGGUCACAUGGACCGUCCCCCACGUGGCGACCCCCAGCGACAUCUCUCGCUUUGUCCUCCGCUACCACCCUGUGACCCGGGACCAUGACGUCAAGGAGGUCAAUGUGGGCGGAGCCUCCAACACCUUCCUGCUGGAGAACCUUCACCCUGACACGGAGUACCGCAUCAGCGUGGUCUACAUGUACGGCGAGAGAGAGAGUAACCCUGCCUCAGGAACUCAGAGGACCGCUCUGGAUUCCCCUAGCGAUCUGGUCUUCUCCGAGGUCCAGACCAACUCCUUCACCAUCCACUGGCGCCCUCCCACCGCCUCCAUCACGGGGUACCGCGUCCGCCACCAGAGGACCAGCGGCGGGCGGGCCAAGGACGAGAGACUUCCUCCCAGCAGGACUCAUUUCACUCUGACGGGCCUGGCACCGGAGACGGAGUACAUCAUCGAGGUGUACGCCGUCAACAACAACCAGGAGAGCGCCCCCGUGACCGCCACUCAGGGCACCAUUUCUGACGCCCCCACGGACCUGGAGGUCAUGUCCGCCACACCCACCACCAUCACCAUCCGCUGGGACGCUCCCUCGGUCGCAGUCAAGCAGUACCGGAUCACCUAUGGAGGAUCAGGCGGCGAGACUCCUCAAGAGUUCAGCAUCCCAGGUACUCAGACCACGGCCACCAUCACUGGUCUGCACCCAGGCACUGACUACACCAUCACGGUCUACGCCGUCACCGGGCGAGGAGAUAGCCCCUCCUCCAACACCCCCGUCUACAUCACACACAAGACCGACAUUGAGGCCCCCGGGAACAUGGACGUGACCGACGUGAGCGACAACGCCAUCACGGUGCGCUGGUCGCCUGCUCGCGGACCCAUCACGGGCUACAGGGUGACGGGGGUCCCCAAGGACGGUCAGGGACCGGCCUACUCCAAGGACGUGUCUCCUGCUCAGACUGAGAUGACCCUCACAGGCCUGAUGCCCACAGUGGAGUACGUGGUCAGCGUGGCAGCGCUGGGUGCUGAUGGUCAGCCUUCAUCUGCAGUGGUGGACAACGGCAUCACGGCCAUGGACCGUCCCAAAGACCUGACCUUCUCAGACAUCGACCACAAGUCCAUGGUCAUCUCCUGGGACCGCCCUGAGGGAGCGGUGACAUCAUACCGCGUCUUGUACUCCAGUCCUGAUGAUGGCGAGCAGGAGCUGCGUCCGGCCCCCAGAGGGGACCAGGACAACGUGGCCAUCAAGGGUCUGCGUGCGGGGACAGAGUACACGGUCAAGGUCAUCGCCCUGCACGGUCGCACACCCAGCACACCACUGGUGGGGACUCAGGCCACAGUCAUCCCGUCUCCGAGCAACCUGCUCAUCUCAGAAGUGGGACCGUCCUCCUUCGCCGUGUCAUGGCAAGCCCCCAACGCGCGGCUGACAGGAUACCGCGUGGUCGUUAGCCCCCGCAACAUCAACGCCCCCGCCAAGGAGAUGAACGUUGCUCCCGACACCACGCGGGUGCUGGUGCCCGGCCUCAUGGUGGCCACCGCAUACCAGGUGCGUGUCUACGCUCUGAAGGACUCGGUCACCAGCAGACCACUGGAGGGAGAGACCACCACGCUGGAAGACAUCAGUCCGCCUCGCCGCGUGCGCAUCGUCGAGGUGAAGGGCGACUCUUUCACCCUCAACUGGCGCUCCAAGGGAGACACGCUGACGGGGUUCCUGAUUGAAGCCACGCCCACCUCCAGCUCAAGCCCCGCCAUCGUCAAGACCGUCCCGGCGGACGUUUACACCUACACGGUCUCGGGACUGCAGCCAGGCACCACCUACUCUGUUCACCUGUACACGCUCAAUGGCAACACCAGGAGCGCACCUGUGCCUCUUACUGUUCAAACAGCUAAACCAGCCGUCCAAGCUCCCACCGACUUCCAGGUGACAUCUUUGACUCCCACCGACAUCUCCUUCACCUGGCAACCUCCUGCCACGCCCAUCACGGGCUACUACGUCACCUACUCGGAGCCCAGGGCCACGCCCAGGGAGCUGAAGCCACGCCCCCACGCCGGCCAGAACUACGCCACCAUAUCUGGUCUGAAGCCUGCGACUGAGUACAUCAUCAGGAUUGUGGCCAUCCAGAACACGCAGAGAAGUCCUCCUCUGGUGGGCAGAAUCAGGACUCAACCAGGAUCCUUGCUGCCGGUGCCACUCCCUCAUCGCCCGGGAGACGUGACUGACAGGCUGGACGUGCCAGAACUGGACCUGGGCAACCGGGUCCAUCUGGUGGGCUCCAACGGGCAGGAGGGUGUGGGCGGUCAGAGCCAGCACGUGGAGGAGUACAACAACAACAACAAUGGCGGUCAGGGUCAAUGGCCGCUCGUCUUCCUUCCUCUGCCCGACGCUGACGGCCGCCGCCAACCUUACGUCAAACUCAACGUGCCGCAUGGCCUCACCUUUCCUAACGAGUCACGUCUCCCCCUGGAGGCCCAGACCAGAACCACACUGUCAUGGCAGCCCUACAGUCAGAGCAACGCCUACCUGGUCUCCUGCAACCCCGUCACACACCUGGAUGAGCAGAUGUUCCAGGUGCGCCUACCAGGGACCACCACCACUGCCACGCUGGUGGGACUGACCCAGGGCGCCGACUACCAGGUCCUGGUGGAGGCCCUGAAGGGGUCGCUGAAACACAAAGUCCUGGAACAGACCAUCUCUGCUGGGAACACAAUUCCUGACGGACUUCCUUCCACGGUCCCAGACGGACUUCCUGCCACAGACGACGCCUGCUAUGAUACUUUCACCGCCACCUACCAUGAUGUGGGCGCCGAGUGGGAGCGCAUGUCUGAGACCGGCUUCAAGCUGUGGUGCAGAUGUUUGGGUCUGGGCCGAGGACACUUCCGCUGUGACUCCUCCAGGUGGUGCCAUGACAACGGGCAGAACUACCGCGUGGGAGAAAAGUGGGACCGGCAGGCGGAGAAUGGUCACAUGAUGAGCUGCACGUGCUCGGGGAACGGCAAAGGAGAGUUCAAGUGUGAACCUCACGAGUCAGUUUGCUACGACGAGGGCAAAACCUUCCAGGUGGGCAACCAGUGGCAGAAAGAAUACCUGGGCGCCAUUUGUACCUGCACCUGCCACGGAGGGCAGCAGGGCUGGAGAUGUGAGAAUUGUGUCAGACCUUCUUCUGCUGCUGCUGACACCGGCCUGCUGACACCUGUCCGAUACGGAGGCAGCACACUCAUCAAGAACAUCCAUUGUCCCAUCGAGUGUCUGAGACCUGACCUGCUGGCAAACACCCACGUGGUCCCGGACUCUCGAGAGUGAAGUCCACCCAUCCCCCGCUUCGCUUCUUCCACCACUGCACUGCCUCACCACAACCCUGACCCCUCACCACAACCCAGACCCCUCACCACAACACAAUCAUCCUUUCACGCGUCACCUUCUCCAGCUUCCAGGAGAGAGAAGAAGCCAUUGCAGUUUUUGUCAGAGUUCUUGUGUUCCUGCAAGCAAAAAGGUGACACUAUCCCUUUAAGAAUAAUUUAUCCUUUCUUUUCUGUGUGAAUUGUUUGUGUUUUUGUACUUUGUUGUUCCUGCCAAACUUGUUUCUACUGCACAAAAGUCCAUCCUUGUAAUAAAGUUGGAAAGAUCA